AUGUCGGAUUCAGAGGACGAUAGGCCUCUCAUCAAGGCCAAGUCAGACAGCACAAUCUCAAAAUCCACCGACAAAGCCAUGGACAAUGAUCUCCCCACGAGCAACGGCGCCGUCAAACCCGGCAUCAGCCUGGCCAUGGGCCCGGUCGACGACAUGGACAUCGACAAGCCUACCACGAACGGCGCGACCAAGCGCAAGACCUCCAUGCCCAACGGCAAAAGCUACAAAGACGCGAGUGACUCCGAGGAAGACGAUGUGCCUCUUCAGAAACGACGCAAGACCAAGCCCGCCAGCGACUCCGAGGACGAUGAUGUACCGCUUGUGAAGAAGCAGCAGCAGCCUCCUCGCGCCACGGCAGCGCAGAUGGGAGAGGACUCAGAAGAUGACGAUGUUCCCCUGGGGCAGAAGCUUCAACAAGAGAAGGCCAAGAUCGAGAAGAAGGCUGAGAAGGAAGCACAAGUUCUGCGCAAGGAAGAGAAGUCCACGCAAGCGAAGAAGUUGGCCAAGAAGGUGGACAGCGACGAUGAUGACGACAAGCCUCUGGUCAAGAAGAAGACCCCAGCGAAGAAAGAGGUCAAUGGAACGACGAGCGCGAAGAAGCAGAUCAAGGAAGAGUCCGACGAUGAUGUUCCCUUGAGGAAGAAGGCUCCUGCAAAGAAGGCGAAAAAGGGUGAAUCCGAUGAUGAGGAUGAUGUGCCACUGAAGAAGAAGGCUACACCGAAGAAGGUCAAGAAGGAAGAUGCCAGCCCCGCCAAAGGCAAGUCCAAAGUCAAGAAAUCUGAGAAGACAGAGGACGAUGCCGACGCGGAGGCGGAGGAAGAAGAGUACCGGUGGUGGGAAGACCCUGCCAAAGGAGACGGAACUAUCAAAUGGACCACUCUCGAACACAACGGUGUCGUCUUCCCACCCGAAUACGAGCCGCUUCCGAAACACGUCCAGAUGAUGUACGAGGGUGUUCCCGUCUCCAUGCAUCCAGAUGCCGAGGAAAUCGCCCAUGCCUUUGGAAGCAUGCUCAAUUCUGCUCAUAACGUCGAGAACCCGACCUUCCAGAAGAACUUCUUCAACGACUUCAAGGACAUGCUUGACAAGACAGGGCACGCCAAAGACAAGGACGGCAACAAAGUGAAGAUUGUCAAAUUUGACAAGUGCGACUUCAAGCCCAUCUUCAACUACACCGAUGCGGAGCGGGAGAAGAAGAAAGCCUUGUCUGCCGCCGAGAAGAAACAGAUCAAGGCUGAGAAGGAUGAGAAAGAAGCGCCAUUCAUGCACUGCAUGUGGGACGGCCGUAAGCAGAAGGUUGGCAACUUCCGUGUCGAACCUCCAGGACUGUUCCGUGGCCGCGGCGAGCACCCAAAGACCGGCAAAUUCAAGAAGCGCGUCUUGCCCGAGCAGAUCACGAUCAAUAUCGGAAAGGAGGCCACCGUCCCGAAGCCGCCCGAAGGCCAUAAAUGGAAAGAAGUCAAGCAUGAUCAAGAGGGCACCUGGCUGGCAAUGUGGCAGGAAAACAUCAACAAUGCAUACAAGUAUGUGAUGUUGGCGGCCAAUUCCGAUAUCAAAGGCCAGAGCGACUACAAGAAAUUCGAAAAGGCGCGUGAGCUCAAGAAACACAUCGAUCGCAUUCGCAAGGAUUACAAGAAAGAGCUCAAGUCGGAGACGAUGGCUGAAAGGCAGCGAGCCACUGCAGUCUACCUCAUCGAUCAGUUCGCUCUCCGUGCCGGCAACGAGAAAGGAGAGGAUGAGGCAGACACCGUCGGCUGCUGCUCGCUCAAGAUGGAGCACGUCACGCUUCGUCCUCCGGACACCGUCAUCUUCGACUUCCUCGGCAAAGACUCCAUCCGCUUCUACGAUGAGGUCCAGGUCGAUCCGCAAGUCUUCAAGAACCUCAAGCUGUUCAAACGCGCGCCGAAAGUCGAUGGCGACGAGAUCUUCGAUCGUCUCACGACCUCUGGACUCAACAAGCAUCUCUCCAACUAUAUGACUGGUCUGACCGCCAAGGUCUUCCGAACGUAUAAUGCCUCCUGGACGAUGUCGAAUCUGCUCAAAGAAAUGAAGAAUGACGCCGGAAAGCCGAUCAUCGAAAAGGUCAAGGACUACAACGACGCCAAUCGCAAGGUCGCCAUCCUGUGUAACCACAAGCGCACUGUCGCAGCAACCCAUGCCACGCAGAUGGAGAAGAUGGAGGACAAGAUCAAUGGUCUGCGAUACCAGCAAUACCGCAUCAGGCAGAUGAUGCUCGGCCUGGAACCGAAGCUGAAGAAGAAGAAAGGCGAAGAAUUCUUCGCUCUCCCCGACGGCCUCGACAACGAUUGGGUCAAGGAGCAUCAAGCGGCGCUCGUCGAAGAGCAACGCCAAAAGAUCAAGAAGAAGUUUGAGAAGGACAACGAGAAGCGGGUGGCCGAGGGCGAGAAGGAAAUGAAAGCCAAGGAACUCGAGGAGCGCAUGAGCGUUGCAGACGAGCUCGAGGCGAAGUUCAAGGAGGAGCGAAAGACGAAGAAGAUUGAGCCCGAGGGCAAAGGUCCGACCGUCGAGAAGUACGAGGAGAAUAUCAAGAAGCUGGACCAGCGGAUCGCGACGUUGAACACGCAAAGUGAGGAUCGAGAGAACAACAAAGAAGUGGCCUUGGGUACUUCGAAGAUCAACUACAUCGACCCACGCCUCACCGUGGUCUUCAGCAAGAAAUUCGACGUCCCCAUCGAGCGCUUCUUCUCGAAGACGCUGCGCGAGAAGUUCGACUGGGCUAUCAAGUCUGUCGACGAGGACUGGGAGUUCUAA
This is a messenger RNA of Neohortaea acidophila, 2772 nucleotides long. RefSeq lists its product as uncharacterized. NCBI's taxonomy places the organism in Eukaryota, Fungi, Ascomycota, Dothideomycetes, Mycosphaerellales, Teratosphaeriaceae. Gene Ontology annotation, molecular function: DNA topoisomerase type I (single strand cut, ATP-independent) activity; DNA binding. Bases 1 to 2772 code for a protein of 923 amino acids. The record is from RefSeq and is a predicted model, not a curated record. Gene Ontology annotation, biological process: DNA topological change; DNA replication; chromosome segregation. Gene Ontology annotation, cellular component: nucleolus; chromosome. The transcript has 3 exons.